GUCACAACUUUUGUGCAAACGUUGCAGUUUUGGCAAUUUUUUAAAAACAGUCACCGAAUAAACAAAAAAAAAACUACCGUAUUUAUGAAUACGGUCUUGUGACAGAAUUUUUCUGGAUAAAGUGACAUUUUGUGGUGAUGUAACAUGCGGCGCAAAAUAUUUUUAUCGACAUGAGCGCACGUGUCGCUGCGGGACACGACGAAGGAUCGAAGAGCAACCAUAACAAGAAAAUGUCAAUUCAAGAGCAUAAUCUGUCCGAUUAUCCGAUUUCCACGGAAUAUUUUGCCGCUUCAGAGAAGGCCGAUGACAGCUCGACGAUCGUUACCGACCUUCCUCGAUUCACCACUGUCACCGGAAUUGCCAACAUCACCACGCCAGUCGUUCAGCAGUCGCCAGGUCAGGACAGCCUUCUGGAGAAUCUCAUUAUACCGCUGUACGGUACAAUCUUCUUCCUUUCCAUCGUUGGGAAUUCUUUGGUGCUCAUCACUCUCGCGAGAAACAAGAGGAUGCGCACGGUGACAAAUGUUUAUCUGCUAAACCUGGCUGUGUCGGAUCUUCUGCUCGGCGUGUUCUGCAUGCCAUUUACACUUCUGGGCCAGAUUCUCAAGAACUUCGUUUUCGGUCUCGCGAUGUGCAAGCUGAUCCCGUAUUUCCAAGCUGUGUCCGUGUCGGUGGGUGUCUGGACGCUGGUUGCCAUUUCGCUCGAACGCUACUUCGCCAUCUGUCGACCGCUGAAAUCGAGACGAUGGCAGACGCAGUUUCACGCUUAUAAAAUGAUCACUGUCGUGUGGAGUCUCAGCCUCGCAUGGAACAUGCCAAUUCUCGUUGUGUCCCAAUUAAAAGACUUGCGCGGAGGAAGACGUAAGUGUCGCGAAGAGUGGCCGAGCGUUGGCACCGAGAGGGCGUACAAUCUGUUCCUGGACGGCACGCUGCUCUUGAUACCGUUGGUGGUCAUGAGUCUUGCUUAUUCGCUGAUAGCGAAAAAACUCUGGCGCGGUCUGAAGCUCGAGAUACGGCAGUCAUCCACGUGUACCAAGAGACUCGACAGAACGGGAUCUACCAUGAUGACGCGGACACACAACAAUAACAGUGCUCAAGAUGCAAGAUCGUCCGCGGUAAUGCUCGACGCUUGCGGCACGACUUCAAGAUCACGCCGUGGCAUCUCGUCUACUCCGAGGCACUUAGAAACUCCUCAGAGUGUAUCAUCUAAGGUGCGGUUACCACGGACGACGGUCUCCAGAGUGCUCACCAGCAAGUGUCACAGUACAGAUCUGUCCCAGGGAUCCAGGAUUCAGAUACGAGCGAACGGAAGCAGCUGUUUAACGCGAGACACGAAGGAGAUUACUGACGAACAUCAGCAGGACUCCUGUCCUCUCAGCAGACGACACGUGAUACGAAGUAAUUAUAUGGGGAAAAGCAUCGAGGCGAAGAAGAAGGUGAUCAGGAUGCUCUUUGUGAUAGUUCUGGAAUUCUUUGUGUGCUGGGCGCCGUUGCAUGUGAUCAAUACGUGGUACCUUUUCGCGCCCGAGCUGGUCUACUCGGUCGUCGGUAGCACCGGCAUCAGUCUGGUGCAACUGCUGGCUUACAUCUCCAGUUGCUGCAAUCCCAUCACGUACUGUUUUAUGAAUAAAAAAUUUCGCCAGGCGUUCCUCGGACUGUUCGACUGCCAUCGUUGUUGGAGGGUAGGUUGCAGACACGGCGACAUCGCGAUGGCCGCCACCGCAAACACCGGACAAGCCGGCAAUAACAGCGAAUUAAGCGGAAACGAGUCCACGGCGUAUCUGGGCAGAGCGUCUCUUGUCGCCAGAUCAGAGGUAGUACGGCUGCUCGAGGAAGAGGAUCGCGUCUAGUAUAAGUCGUGCAGAUUAUACGACGAGACGGCGGGACCGACUGUACUUCUGCUUCAAUCUCGGGAGAAGGAGUUUUCCCUGAAAAUAUCCUGGCGGUCAUCCGUCGACAGCGCUUGUCAUAAUUGCGGUAAGAAAUUCGCGUGUGCCGGCGCAUCUCAUUGCUCAUCGAGAGAUCUUCCUGCGUGGACAAUCUCAAUUCCUUUUAAAUAAAAAAACAAAAAAACAAAAAGAAAAUGCCGAUGUGAUCUCCGACGUUUCCGACGAAGUGUCUAUGUUGGCCUAACGCAAAUUUCAGAUCUCAUUUUUAAUAUAGUUUUAGUUAAUCUCUCUGUGAGAAUCAAACAUAUAUUUGUUAAACAAAAUGACUUGUGAGAUUCAGGUUCCGGAUCCGCGUUGUGUGUUAUUUUUUAUAUCCUGUACCAAAAAACCAGAAAUCUCGUUCGCGUAACAACGUGAUUAUACUAGAAUUAAAUAAUAAUAAUAAUAAUCUUAAUGUUUUUUGUACAGAUUGCAAAUGGCGUGAAAGUCUUCUAAUGUCAUUUUCAAUUUCAGAUAAGAAAGAAAUCAGUUAACUAGAGUCAAGCAUAUUACGUAUUAAAUUCUACUAAUGUAUAAGAGUGGUAAACUAAAUGUUUGUCAGUAGAAUAAGUCUAUACUCGGUCGACACACACAUUCUUGAUUAAAAAAAAAAUUAAAAAAACAAAAAAGAAGAAAAGAUAAACGCGAGUAUUCUAAAAAUUGUAUUUUUGCAAUUGUAUUUUGCACUUCUUAUUCUUUUAAGUAUUAAGACGCAUAGCAUUUGUGCUAAAUAUUUUCAUGAUGUUGUAAAAAAUGCAACUUUCGCAAGAAAUUAAUAAUUAAUCUACUUUUGUGUGUGGACUAAUGUUUUAUAUGCUUGUGCAUUAAAAAAAAAAAAAAAUGACGAAACGCUUUGGACAUUCACGCAGCUAAGUUUAAAAUGGUGCUAUAAAACAUAUUUAUCCGGUAAACACAGUUUUAUGUAGAAAACAAACACAGUUAUGCUAUUUCAGCUUAACAGCUACCCAUUUAUGUUACUUAUACUAAUUUUGCUAGACGGUUCUAUAUUUAAUGCAGGUGGACAGUAUCUCUCUCUUUCUCUCUUUGUCUCUCUCAUUCUCUCUCUCUCUCUUUCUCUCAGCUAUAGUUGCAGUAAUAGCGUUUUUUAAAUAGACCGCGUUUAAUUUCAAUUUGCGAAGUCGUUCGCGGAAAAGUUAGUUAUCAGAAAAUAUCUUACAUGGCGUUUUAAAAAAAAUUUUCAACACGUAUUUCUUGAAACAAACGCACAAGUAUGCCGCAAACACGCAGUUUACAUAUCUUUCCGUCAUGUGUAUCUUUCAUACACCUGUUGCAUAAAAUUUACAGAUUUGUUAGAAAAUAAUCUUCAAAUGACAAGCGGGAGAGUUUUCACGACCAUUUUUGCUCGCUGAAAAUGCAUCAAAAACUGUGCUUGCUGUGUAGUUACAGCGGGAACACUUCUCUGUAUAUUUAUACAAUAAUACUUUCUUCACGAUUGUUGUGAGAAAGUGUCACAGUGUUAUACAAACACCUAACACUUUUCUAACUUUUUUUCUCAAAAUAUCUAAAUACUACAUGUUCUAUAAAUCGUAAAACUAUUUAUAAAAAAACUCGCUUGAGUAUCGCAAAAUUUGUACUUCGCGCGUCAUUUUAAUCUAUUUUACAAAACCAAUAAUCUCUUAUUGUGUGACAGAGUACACGUUUCUUUGAGAUGUGAAAUUUUAUUGAUUUUAAAAGAUAACAAGAAUAUAUAUAUAACAUAUUGCGGUAACGAGACAUAUAAAUCGUUAAGAGAAUGUUUCAAU
Molecule: messenger RNA, 3691 nt
Organism: Pseudomyrmex gracilis
Lineage: Eukaryota; Metazoa; Arthropoda; Insecta; Hymenoptera; Formicidae
Product: cholecystokinin receptor-like
Exons: 9
Coding region: 171-1850 (559 amino acids)
Biological process (GO): neuropeptide signaling pathway
Cellular component (GO): membrane
Molecular function (GO): gastrin receptor activity; neuropeptide receptor activity
Source: RefSeq, a predicted model, not a curated record